This is a messenger RNA of Puccinia triticina, 1650 nucleotides long. RefSeq lists its product as uncharacterized. Lineage: Eukaryota; Fungi; Basidiomycota; Pucciniomycetes; Pucciniales; Pucciniaceae. The record is from RefSeq and is a predicted model, not a curated record. The transcript is spliced from 2 exons. The coding region runs from base 1 to 1650 and encodes 549 amino acids.
AUGUCAAUGCACACCGUAGCAUCCGAAUACUGUGCAUCCACCAAGGUCCACCUCGUCCGGACGGGCCUGGGUGAAAAGAGAUUGAAGACAAAGAACAAGCAGCGGCUGAAAGUGGGUAAUGCGAAAGGUGUUGAUCAGAGAAAUUUGGAGGACGUUGGUAAUCUCGCUACCAGUGAAUUCGCAACCCAACUUGGCUGCUCCAUCGAAGAAGAUAAUGAAGCUAGCGUUAUCGCAAAACACAUCGACUCGCUCUUGGCCAGUCAGGAAAACGUUAAGCUAGAAAUGAGAAAGAGAUGGAAAGAAAGAGUAAAAAUGGCUUUUGAACCUUCUCAAGCAACAAAUCCCGGCGAAAUAUAUCGCGGGGUUAUCAAGGGAAAGUUGAGCAAUGUAGUACAUGCAUCACAACCCUUAUUGAGGGAAAUCUUCCAACUUCUACAAACAGGGGCAAGCUCAACAGGAAGACUCUCCGAAGUCGAAUCGAAUCGGUUGACCGCGAAAAGCUCCGCGCUUGCGUUCCAAAUCUUCGAAGCCCAAUUGCAGCUCUCAAAUUGCCAAAAUCAUUUGGCUCUUGACGAAUUGCGCAAUCAAACUUACGACGGACUGAAGUUCUUGUGGAACUCGAAUCCAGACCUGGUUGUACUUCAACUUGAGCGAUGUGCCACCGUCAACCCUGGACUGAACAAAUAUGAACUACACCGGAGAAUUGUAACAUUAACAACCCAGAUAAGUCAGAAGACUAUUGUAGAGAACUGGAUGUUGAUCAAGAAAGGUUUGAUUGAAAGACACAAGAUCAAGACCAGUUUCCUGAAUGAAUUGGAAAAAUACUACCUAUUGAACGAAGAGUUUCCGGAUGAAUUUGCGUGGUCGGAGAUGUGUUUCUUCGGCAAAGAACCAAAUCCUAAGGCAUUAAGAAAGAUUGGAGAAACCCCCUCGCACCUCUAUCACUUGAUCAUCGGCCAAUUUGAAUUUCAUAGGAGGCAAAGGGGAAAUAAACAGAUUUUGCUCACUAAGCCCCAGUGGAAUUUGUCGUCUGAUAUUUACGAAAACCUACGGAAAGCAGAAAGAUCAAACGGAGUGAAUGUUUGGAAUAUAUCUCAUUUAAUUGUAUUUCUUGGUUUGGGCGAAAGCAAACAAUUUGAGCUUUGUCACAAAGAUGAAGUUAGGAAUCACGUUCAGUUGCUUGAUUCAAUCAUUUGUUUGUCGCCCUGGUAUAAAGAAAUCCCUUGGUUUGAAUCUGCUGACAGGGCCUGGUUGAGGGACACAUUCAAAGAGGAAUAUGAUCAGCAAAUGAACAGGUUACUGGAUGCCGCUAAAAAAGUCACAGAGAAUGAGCAGCUGUCGGCCCACUCCAAUCGGGUUCCAGAAGUUUUAUCAGGAGGAAACAUUGCAGAUGGAGUGAUUGCAAUUCUUCUCGCGGGAAAGGCGGAAGCAAAGUUGAAGGUCACUGAUCAAGGUCUUGAUGCAAGAAUCCUGGCUUUGAUCAAGCUCCUGCAAGACCACAACACCCACACGGAUGGCGGUACGGAUUGGGAAUCAGUCUGGAAAUCUUUGCCUUCAGAACUGGAACUCACUAGGGAACAAAGAAAGUUUGCCGCAACAUGGCUCCAAGAAAAUUGGGCCCCUGGGAGCACAUCUGUUGACAGGAAUUGA